AAAAGUCUCCAGUCGCAUUGCCUUCCACAUCUCCUUGCUCCCGGCAUCAGCGAUUCGACAUCUUCACAGCGGUAUCUUGUUCGCUCCGACACAUUCAUUGAACAUGUCGCCCUCAUUGCCCGGCCCCAAGGUUGGCGGCUCUGCUGCUGGAGAUGUCAAGGCCGAGUCAACAUUGGCCCGAGUACUGGGAGCAGGUUCCGCCGGUAUCGCCGAACUCGCCGUCUUCCACCCCGUCGACACGAUCGCAAAGCGUCUCAUGUCCAACCAAGGCAAAGUGGUGGGCAUGAAAGCAUUGAACCAAGUCAUCUUCAAAUCGCAUGCCUCCGAACCCGUCGUCAAGCGCUUCUUCACACUCUUCCCCGGUCUCGGAUACGCAGCGGCAUACAAGAUCCUCCAGCGAAUCUACAAGUACGGUGGACAGCCGUUCGUCCGUGACUACCUAGCGAAGCACCACGGAGGCGAGUUUGAUAGGGCAUUUGGCAAGGGUAACGGCAAGGCGAUCAUGCACGCGACUGCUGGAUCGAUCAUCGGUAUUGGAGAGAUCGUUUUGCUUCCGCUUGAUGUGUUGAAGAUCAAGAGGCAGACAAACCCAGAGGCGUUCCGUGGCCGAGGUGUAGUGAGGAUCGUUCGGGAUGAGGGCUUUGCUCUUUACCGUGGUGCGGGUUGGACAGCCGGCCGCAAUGCUCCGGGCUCAUUCGCACUGUUCGGUGGUUCAGCAGCGGCUAAGCAAUACCUCUUCAAGCUCCAGGACUACAAUUCGGCGACAUGGUUCCAGAACUUCGUCGCAUCGAUUGCUGGUUCGAGCGCGUCUCUGCUUGUUUCUGCGCCGCUUGACGUGGUCAAGACUCGUAUCCAAAACCAAAACUUCGAGGUCAAGAAGUCUGGUGUCAAGAUCAUCGCGGAUAUGGCAAGGAUAGAGGGUUUCUCCUCGUUCUUCAAAGGACUCGUGCCGAAGCUGUUGAUGACCGGACCCAAGCUCACAUUCUCGUUCUGGCUGGCACAAACUCUGAUUCCCGCAUUCAACAAGAUGCUUUGAGGUGGAAGUGUAAAGAAGAGAUGGGCGGAAGAGAUGGGAAGGUCGUAGAUGAAUACCUUGGAGAAUGCUCCAAGAUAGAGCGAGCGCUAGGCGCUUUCAGACGGAGAGUACGCGACAACGCAGUAUGAGGAUAUUGUAUUAUCACAGCGGUCCGUUUCUUUGUACAGAAGGGCUGCACCCUAAUGUGUACAGCCAGCAUGAAUACCUCAACUCUUACGAUA
Molecule: messenger RNA, 1257 nt
Organism: Zymoseptoria tritici IPO323
Lineage: Eukaryota; Fungi; Ascomycota; Dothideomycetes; Mycosphaerellales; Mycosphaerellaceae
Exons: 2
Coding region: 104-1036 (310 amino acids)
Cellular component (GO): mitochondrion
Molecular function (GO): guanine nucleotide transmembrane transporter activity
Source: RefSeq, a predicted model, not a curated record